Molecule: messenger RNA, 566 nt
Organism: Dioscorea cayenensis subsp. rotundata (Guinea yam)
Lineage: Eukaryota; Viridiplantae; Streptophyta; Magnoliopsida; Dioscoreales; Dioscoreaceae
Product: probable WRKY transcription factor 4
Exons: 3
Coding region: 76-441 (121 amino acids)
Biological process (GO): regulation of DNA-templated transcription
Molecular function (GO): sequence-specific DNA binding; DNA-binding transcription factor activity
Source: RefSeq, a predicted model, not a curated record
UGAAUACAUAUAUAGAUAUAUAAUAAAUCCAACUUCAUCUCCUUACUCUCUUCUCAACCUUUAGAAAUCUCACUGAUGUCCGGCCAACCGCCGCCGCCUCCACCGCCACCACAACCACCACCACCUCCUCCUCCUCCUCUGGAAAGAGAGAACCAAACACAAAGUUCAGAAGCUAAUCAACCUCAAGUUCCUGAAGAUGGAUAUGAAUGGAAGAAGUAUGGCCAAAAAUUUAUCAGGGGAAUAGGCCAAAAUAGGAGUUAUUUUAAGUGUAAGAACAAGAGAUGUGGUGUGAUAAAAAGGAUUGAGUGGCCUCGAUCACAUCCUGAUCGGUUGAGAGUUAUUUAUGUGGGUGGCCGUGAGCACACCCAUCCUCCUCCCUCAACCUCAAAAUCAAGAAGAAGAAGGUUCAACUUCAGUGGCAAAUCAAUACAAUCUUGCUAAUCAAAUGUUUGGUCCUUCUCAUGACUCAUCUUAGUUUGUUUUUUUUAUUUUCUAUUUUGAAUGAAUAAAAUUUAUUUUUGGAGUUAGAAGUACAUUUGCUAGCUUGAAUCUAAUAAAGAUCACUU